Messenger RNA from Pimephales promelas (fathead minnow), 2368 nucleotides. RefSeq names its product arkadia (RNF111) C-terminal like ring finger ubiquitin ligase 2Cb (gene ark2cb). The record is from RefSeq and is a predicted model, not a curated record. Gene Ontology annotation, molecular function: ubiquitin protein ligase activity; zinc ion binding. Lineage: Eukaryota; Metazoa; Chordata; Actinopteri; Cypriniformes; Leuciscidae. Gene Ontology annotation, cellular component: nucleus.
UUAUGUCAUCGCUCCAACUGCAAUCUGCUGCUUUCGAGCUUCGAACAGUCCGAUUCAUUCGGACGGCUCAUUCCAAUCGAACGUGAUUCACUGAUUCAUUUGAGAGAUACAAACUCCUUGUGGAUCGGUUCGAUUGAAUCAUUAAGACGAACCGAUUCAUUAGAACGACUCGUUGGCGAAUCGAAUCUGGCCGCCACUCUUUGUCCUCGCGGUGACUGACUGCAUAUGAUCCCGCUGAAUGUACAUUAUUUAUUCAUCCGUUUACACUCUGUAUUCAUCAAACAGACGAUCUGAAGGAUGGUGUUAGUUCAUGUCGGAUAUUUGGUUCUUCCUGUCUUUGGCUCAGUGAGAAAUAGAGGAUCUCAUUUUAACAGGCAUCAGCACAGUCAUGCUACCUCUUGCCGGCAUUUCCACGUAGGCCCUCAGGCCCAGAUCCCUGUUGAUUUCCCAAUGCCCCAUCCAGGACAAUCUCCCACGGGAAUGAGCCCUCACCUGGGUCAACCACACGCCCCGCUCAACCAUAUACCAGCGCCUCCGUUCCAGGACAUCUCGACCCCAUCAUUCCUACCUCAGGCUUUACACCAGCAAUACCUCAUCCAGCAGCAGAUCCUGGAGGCCCAGCACAGGAGGAUACUCCCACAGCACAGCAGACACGCUUCAGACCGAACUCUUCCCCAUCCGCAGACGCUGCGCCCGCCCUAUGAUUACCCACAAUCCUUUCACAUCCCGGCGCCGGUCCCACAGCAGCCGCGCUACCUUGCCGAAGGAACAGACUGGGAUCUGAGUGUGGAUCCAGGCCUGCCACAGUAUCACGUCUCUCCUCUCACUCAGCAUUAUCAGCAUUACCUGACCUCUCCACGCCUGCAUCACUUCCCCAGGAACAACACCUCGGCACAAGUGGUUGUCCAUGAGAUCAGAAACUACCCAUAUCCUCAGUUACACCUGCUGGCUCUCCAAGGCCUCAGUCCGUCUCGACACGCGUCUGCCGUGCGGGAGAGUUACGAGGAGCUCCUGCAGUUGGAGGACAGACUGGGAAACGUGAACCGAGGGGCUGUGCAGACCACCAUUGAGAGGUGUACAUUUCCUCACAAGUAUAAAAAGAGAAGACCUCUGGAUCUGAAGAUCGGCAUGUAUGAAGAGGAGCUCGACACAGAUGAGAAAUGCACGAUAUGCCUCUCGAUGCUCGAGGACGGAGAGGACGUCAGGAGAUUACCCUGCAUGCACCUCUUCCAUCAGGCUUGUGUCGACCAGUGGCUGGCGACCAAUAAGAAGUGUCCCAUCUGCAGGGUAGACAUUGAGACGCAGCUGUCGCCUGAUAGCUGAUGUCUCGUGUAGCGCUAGCGAAAGCUCCUGUCGUCUCUCUUCGUCCCCUCGUGGGCACUUUGCCAAAAUGUGUCAUCUCCAUCACCACUCUCACCUCUGACCUUUGCCUUCUGAGCCAAAUGACCAUGAGAACAGAGAAGAGUGGAGAAGAACGAGUCUGUCGAUGAAGAUGGUUUCAGUCAAAGUGCUCUGUAUGUGUGUGUGUGUGUGUGUGUGUGUGGGAACGAUGACCAACCAAAUGUUCUCAGUGGGUCACGGAUGAAGCAUUACGGCAUAUCACACGUGGUUGGUCACGAACUUAGUUGAACGAAUCAUUUGUGGAAAAAACACAUCAUGAGCGAAUGAGAGAAAGUCGUCGUCGUCGUGUCUGUAAUUAUCGGAGAUGAUGCUUGGCGUUCGUUUGUAAUCGUGAGGCCAGGCUUGAUGACGAACUGUGACGGUGUGCAUUUCGUCCAGCGCUUGUCAAACGUAUCCACUAAAUGCAUGUUGAAGCGAGAGCCUUCUGGGAAACGUGACGUGAGGACGUCCUGCUAGUCCUGAAGACACUGUGUUCUCGAAGCGAGUGAAACAUGUACCGUAAUGCCUGUAGCACAAGCACACGUCGAACAGUAACGGCAUAACUCUGUGUUUCCAUUCGCUCUGUGACUCGUGGUCUCGCUUGUAGAGUCGUGAUGUGCAUGAAACCUGUUUGCUGCCAUUUCUAGAGGACAUGACAAGGGAGUAAAGCCAUUUGUUUUAUAGAAACCAAACAUAACUUUUCUAAGGCUGUUCUUCACGAUCACUCUUUCUGGUUUUUCUUUGUCUUCUCUUGCCAAGCUGUGUGUGCGGGGCUGGUACAGCUUCUCAACAUAAGUAGCUGCGAUGCUGGAAAAAAACAAAACAACUUAUUUAUUGUUGUCUUAAUGUAGUUAGUGGUUAUUUUUGUAAAUGCACUCACGUUCUGAUGGGGUCGUGUGAUCGUUUCCCUGCUUUUUUGCAUUUGCACUCGAGUAAGCUGUUUCCUUGCGUAUCGUGCACUCAUCCCCCCCCCCCAAAAAAAAACACA